Molecule: messenger RNA, 515 nt
Organism: Closterium sp. Yama58-4
Lineage: Eukaryota; Viridiplantae; Streptophyta; Zygnematophyceae; Desmidiales; Closteriaceae
Source: the annotation of a GenBank genome assembly
AUGUCCGACCUAAAAUCCGCGCUGCAAGCACAAGUCGUUUCACUAGAAAGUGCGCUGACGCAAUCGCUCGACAAGCUCGCGACCGCGUUGAACGACAACGCAUCCGCGGCAACCUUGGCGCUUCAAGCGCAGAUUUCCGCCCUUCAGAGCAGCAUCGACGCUCUAAACUCACGCAUUGCGAACCUCGACCUGAUCUUAUACCUUAGAAUCACGCGACCCGGCGGCGUUACUGCCCAGGCAACACCCGUCGCACUCCGGUCGCGCAUCUCGUCGCUAAGAGGCAGCCUCCCCGCCAUCAACAAGCGCGCUACCUCCCUCAACACGGACGUGGUGGGCAUCCUCCCCAACCUCCGCGCGUUGCUGAGUCAGCGAGUGGCAGCGCUCACUCUGAGGGUGGGUGCACUGAAUGUGGACGUGUCGGCGCUCGCUGCGCAGGUGGACGCGCUGAUCGCCCCGCUGAGUGACGCCCUUGGCGUGGCGGACCUCGUGGCUCUGCUGCCGCAUCCAGCAGGUCG